Molecule: messenger RNA, 4713 nt
Organism: Babjeviella inositovora NRRL Y-12698
Lineage: Eukaryota; Fungi; Ascomycota; Pichiomycetes; Serinales
Gene: VPS8
Product: CORVET complex membrane-binding subunit
Exons: 4
Coding region: 1-4713 (1570 amino acids)
Biological process (GO): protein targeting to vacuole; endosomal vesicle fusion
Cellular component (GO): late endosome; HOPS complex
Molecular function (GO): protein binding
Source: RefSeq, a predicted model, not a curated record
AUGACCUCCCUGAUCACCUCCUCCCUGAUCGUCUCCUCCCCGCGACCCUUCGAUGAACGGCUCACUACCCGACUCACACGAAACCGCCACCAGAGCGUCCCCAUUCAAACACCCGCACUCCCCACAUCCCCCCCACCCACGCUGGACCUCCUCCGUUGGCUGAAGCUUGCCGAGAUAUCCCAGCUCCUCUACUCAGAGAGCUUCCGCUUGCAGUACGGCGAGCCAGCCCUUAUUCAGCCGUCGCCCACGGUCCUUUGUGUGGGCACCGCCAAAGGCUUUAUCGUUGUUUUCAACUACUCCCAGCAAGUGAAGGAGAUCAUCGGGGGCAGCAUGACGGAGAUGCGGGGUUGCGGAUCCAUUACGAGUCUCGCGGUGCUGUCCGACUCGACCCACGUGGCCGCAGGGACCGCACGCGGUGACGUGGUGGUUUGGAAGUUGCUGAAACUUGGUUCCCCGGUUGUCCAUAUAGCUCCCAUUACGGCUUUCGAGCGCCAGAGCGCGCGCAAUGGCCAUUUGGCCGGUAUUCCCGUGACCCAGCUCGGGUUUGUGGCCAACCGACACACAUUCUUGGUGCUGGCAGACACAUCUGGCUUGGUUUUUAGCCAUAGCGGGAGCAGGGGAAUGCUAGGUCUCCGCUUCUCCACCCGCAAGAUCUUAGGCAUCUAUGAUGCGCCAAAAACCAUACCCAACCCCCCAAAGUCCAUCCUAGCCUGUCUGGUGCUUCCGCUUGGUACAGCGCUCGAGCCGACAGACGAAAUGGGACUCACGGCUGUGAUGUCGCACAAUGUCUUGGCCAUUGUGUCACUCCACAGUCCCGAUCCCAAGGCAGCGGAUGUGACGACUCACUACAAGAUGGGAAAACCCAGGGCUUGCAAUGAAGCCACCGGCUCUACCGGCUGUCUAGCGUGGUACCCCGCGAUCACGCUCCCGGGUGCCAGAAGUUGCGUCAAACUCGUCUACUGCUGGUCGAACGUGCUCACGGUGGUGAAGCUCGAACCCUCUGUUGAAACCCCUAGGUCCAGGGACAAAGAUCCCAAGACGGUGCUUACGUUCACCAAGAUCAAGCGCUAUGUCUCACUGGAAGCGAUCUCCGAGGUGCAAUGGAUCAACCAUCGGCUUGUCGCGGCCGUGACCGUCACCCAGCAGAUGCUUUUGAUUGACGUGGAUGAAACGACCCAUGCGCUAAACGUGCUGGAAAGCGAUCUUUAUAGGACGGAUCUCCUUUCGAUGCACAUCCAGCGGUCUCCCUACCCGUCGUCCUUCAGAAUCAGCAAGGGCAAGUUCUUGCUCCUAGGAAAGCGCGAGAUGUUUGUGGGCGUUAUGACCACCUGGACAGACCGGCUUAUGGCGAUGGUCGUAGGGGGGGACCACAUCGCGGCGUUAGAGCAGGCACGGGUAUACUACAUGGGAAAAGGCGACACGUUUGCAGGCUUACCUGAAGACGGCACUGAACGCCGCUCCAUUGUCCGCGAGUACUUGAUCGAGAUCAUGAACGCUUCCAUCGAGGUGACGUUUGGGUCGGAGUCCGACCAUAUCUAUGACUUGCUCAGGGCAUGUUUCAGGGCCUGUGUCACGAUUGAGGUUUCUACAGACGUUUACGACCACUUGUUUGAGGUGGCCACCGCGAAUGGCGCGGAAGAGAUCUUUUUUGACGUGCUAGAGUGGUUCGCCUAUUCAUCUGAGAUUGUUGCGUUGUCCCCCACGAUCCUCCAGCGCAUGGUGGAGGUGUAUAUCGAGCAGGGAAAGGGCGAGGUAUUGGAGGAGAUCAUCUGCUUUUUGGACAUUGAGGCCCUUGAUAUCGAUCUGACCGUUCAAUUAUGCCGCAAGCACAGACUCAGGGACACCUUGGUUUAUAUUUGGAACGUCUCCCUCUGCGACUAUAUCACCCCGUUGAUAGAGUUUAUCGAGGAUGUGAAGAGAGAGGGUACAGGGUACGGGGAGAAUGGAAUGGGUGGGGAGAAUGAAGUGGUCGGGGGGAAUGGAACUUUAGAGGUUGAAAGACCUAAACUGAAUGGUACAGCCCUCACAACCUUCAACGGGACUUCGCUCAAAAAUGGAACACAUUUGAACGGCAGUUUGACUUCCGUUUCUGACUUUACCACAGAAUUGAAAGCCCACGAACAAAAACUCCUUUCUACCCACCCCGAUUGCAACAAAGUGUUCAGUUACAUUUCUUUCGUGCUCACGGGAAGGCAGUACCCCACCGAGAAGCCGAUCGUGUACAUCCACGCACUCCAGGCUAAGCUCAAUAUCUACUACGUCUUGUUCAGCGGCAUUCCCUGUAUCUGGCCGCCUGGCGGGGCCAAGGUGCACAUCCUGGACGACUACUACAGCGAGCCGGCGUAUCCCUACCUCUGCUUAUUUCUCAGCUUCAACUGUGCUGACUUUCUUGCCGCCCUCAACGAGGCCUUUGAGGACUCCGUACUCGAUGACGAGGAGGAGGCGCUGCAUCGGUACCAACUGUAUGAAACCAAGAUGACCCGCCAGUAUAUCGUGGACAUCCUUCUCGACGUGUUUGGUGCCAACAACUUUGGUGUACAGGCGCAGGUAUACUUUGCCAUCUUUAUCACGCGCAACUACUCCAAGUUCCCUCAGUUCAUCCGUAUUGCCGACUCGGUUUUGGAGGAGAUGGUGGAGAAAUUGUGUGCCUAUCCAGACGAGUCGAUGAAGAGCGACUCCUAUUUUGAGACGGCCGGCUUUACCAACGUGCUAUUUGACGUGUACAGAGCCGAGGGUAACUACGCCAGUCUUCUUGAGUUGUAUCUUGCGAGUGAGGAUGGUCCGCUUAGAGACGCAUACGAAACCCCGGCGAUCGUCGAGCUCUGUCUCUCCAAGACGGUGAACCAGGCACGCGAGCGAAGCAGGGUGGAAGAAAUCAUCCGUAACUCGUUUGCCCAGCUUCCGAUGCCAGUAGAUGUCAUGGUGAAGGUUUUUGAUACCUUUGAUCCAAACCUACACCACUCGCUUUUCCUGUUGACUGAAGACCAGCAGUUUUUGUAUCUCAGAUCCAUGUUCCUGCUUCUGCGCAAGGGAAAGCUACAUGGAAAGAUCACCGCCAAAGAGAGAGAGGCGUAUAUCAAGGGUCUCUGUGUGUACGAACGGCCGAGGGUGCAUAGCUUUGUGGCAAGUAUGGAGGAUGGUGAUGUGGACUUGAACGUGGUUUUGAAAACCUUGAAGGCCCACCGGUGUAUGGACUCGGUUGUGACGUUGUUGAGAAAGCACAAGCAAACGGAAAAGGCGUUUGAGGAAAUCACAGGCUAUUUCGAGACCCUUAAACCGGCAGACGACUGGCCGCUGUUGGAAAACGAGGCGAGAGGCAAUCUCCGCCUUGGGAUUCAGUUAUGUGUGGAGGCUGGGGCCCAGGACGAGGAGAUGUGGCUUGCAUUGAUCAGGAUCGUGGUCAACCUCCUUCCAGUGAACGAGGACGUCACUCCGGCUUGGACGGCCCUCACCAAGGGACUCGUAGAGACUGUUUUCCGCAGCUUGAUUGACUGUAAGUCCCAGCUUGAGACCCUUGAUGAGGGCAAAGCAUCGUUUUUGCACAUUUUCUCGGAAUUCUUGGGCAGCGCCUCUUCCCAGGCCACCACCUUGGGGGAUGUCCGAGCGGUGUUGCUGGAAGUCUCGCUUGCGUACUCUUUUGAGCGGGAGAUGUUGAACCUCACCCUAAAGUCCUUGAACGAUCAUAUCUAUAAGGAUAUGCGCCUCUUGGAUAUCGAGAAGGUGAAGGGCUGGUUGGUUGAGAAGAAUUGUGCCGCCUGUGGCAAACCGAUCUGGGGCAAGGGAACCUCCAACGAGAAUCUCAUUGCCUGGGAAGACAAAACCUUGAACAAGAUCCAUUUGAUGCUGAACGGAGAGUCCAGCUACGGUCAAGGGCUGUAUGAUCCACAGAAGUUUCACAGCUGUGUGUUGGUUGUAUUUAAGUGCCAUCACGGGUACCACUCGGAUUGCUUGGCAAGCCUUGUUCUAGCUGGUGAGUACCAGACGUUUGAGUCGGAAUUUGGCUCGUAUGUCAACCCUAACCCUCGGUCCUACGAGAGAUGUGACGGAGAGGACUUGGUUAAAUUGUCGGCGUGUGCCAACGAGGUGCUAAGCAAGCUCGAUGACUGCAAGCCGGACGAUCUCGCUUGUGAAUGCUGUGCACUCCAGAGUAUGAAGCAAGAAUGCUUUGGUUUGUGCCCUGGAUCCCCAAACGGGAGCUUUUUAGCGGUGCUCUACCAAGACUGUGAAAGCUUGAACGAUAUAAAUGCGUGUGGGUUGCCGUUUAAGAAGGAUGAUAACGGCCAGGCAAAGGUAUCUCGGGUUAAGAGUAAGGGAGAGGUUUCAAUCGAGGACGAAGACGAAUACUACAACUUCAAGUCGAAGUCGAAGUCCAAGUCCAAGGCUAUGAAACUGGAGAAUAGUGGGAGUUCCGUGAGGGUCAAGUCCAAUAUCCGAAAGACGGGUAAGGGAACCGCCAAGUCUGAGUGGGUCGAUUCCGAUUCAAAGGUUGUAGAUGCCAUAAUUGAAAAGGUCAAGAGGCCUGCCAAGGAAGAGGGUUUAGAGGAAGAAGGUUUGAAGGAAAAGAUUUCUCUUGGAACCGUUUUCAAUACAAGUAACACUACUAACGCUACUGUCUUCUCGAGUGAUGAAUCCAAGGCUGGCAAGGAAUUCAUCACAAGGUAUCUUAUGGCGAUAAGCAUCUCUGUGAUUGCGUAUAGUAUUUUCACACAAUAA